CGCAAGCGCACUUCUUCGCGCGCCGCCGGGAUUGUAGUGCCCUCUGGUCGCGUGGUUCGAAAUCAGCUGCCGCCAGGGAGAAUUGUCCUUUGCCCGGCGAACAUCACGUGUCGCACCGGGGUUAGCACUUGUAUAUGGCGCGUAACCGAGCAGUCGAGUGACGACCUUUCGCCAGGUUAGAUGCGUCUGGCUGUUGUCGCGGUCGUCAUUGUUCGUCAUCAUCGGGGCUGUUGUACGGCGUUAUCGCGCGGCUUUAUGGGAUCCCGAUAGCGCUAUUUGUUCAACAGCAGCAACGAGCAGCAGCGGUUCGACCGAUCGAUUGAUCUAUUAAGAAGAGUAAGAGAUCUGCACCGUCGUCGUCAUGGAUGGGAAAGUACACGCCGAGAAGGUGAAGAAUCCCAGACAAGGCGCCAACUUCCUCAGCGUCCUGACAUUCAGUUGGAUCCUACGCACUUUCUGGGUGGGUUACCGCAGGGAUCUUGAAGUAACUGAUUUGUACAAACCGCUUAACGAACAUACAAGUGGUAUUCUUGGUGUUAAAAUAGCGGACGCCUGGGAGAAAGAAUGCAAGGCGGCUCAACAUCGGGGCAAGAGGGCACAGCCCAGCCUGUUAAAAGUCAUCAUCAGAUGCUUCGGCUUCAAGAUCGUACUUUAUGGAAUAGUAUUGGCCAUCAUGGAGAUUUCACUUAGAGUAUUGCAACCUCUGUGUCUUGGUCGACUGUUGCGAUACUUCAAUACCAAAGAGAUGGACUCGACGCAUGCCUACUUGUUCGCCGCCGGGGUAAUCGCGUGUUCCGCCAUCAACGUGUUCGUCAUCCACCCCUACAUGAUGGGAAUCUUGCACAUGGGUAUGCAGAUCCGCGUGGGAUGCUGUUCGCUUAUCUAUCGCAAGGCAUUGAAGCUCACAAGGACCGCGUUGGGCGAGACGACGAUCGGCCAAGCGGUGAAUCUUCUAUCGAACGACGUGAGCAGGUUCGACGUGGCUAUUAUAUUCCUGCAUUAUCUUUGGAUUGGACCCUUGGAGACUAUGGUCCUCAUGUACUUUAUGUACACGGAAGUGGAGAUAUCUUCAGUCAUUGGAGUGGCAGUUCUACUGCUGUUCAUACCUCUGCAAGGAUGGCUGGGCAAAAAAUCAUCGGUUCUCAGAUUGAAGACCGCCAUUAGAACCGACGAGAGAGUGCGAUUGACGAAUGAGAUUAUCACCGGAAUUCAAGCCAUCAAAAUGUACACCUGGGAGAAGCCAUUCAGCGCGCUCAUCGAAAUGGCAAGAAAAAGAGAAAUUGACGUCAUCAGGGCGACAUCGUAUAUCCGAGGUGUCACGAUGUCGUUCAUUAUGUUCACCACGAGGAUGUCACUAUUCAUCACGGUGCUGGUAUACGUGUUGCUUGAUAACAAGAUAACAGCUGAGAAGGUUUUCAUGGUGACUGCGUAUUACAAUAUUCUUCGUACAACGAUGACUGUCUUCUUCCCACAAGGAAUAACGCAGAUCGCGGAAGCGAUGGUAUCCAUUAGACGUCUGCAGAAGUUCAUGAUGUACGACGAAAUCGAGAACACGGAUAAAACCGAGUCGAGGAUCAAUGGGAAGGAAGACUUAAAUAACAUUAUGCAAGCGAAUAUUAAUAAAGACACGAAGAAUAAGAAGGCUGAUCAGGGGAAUCAGCAAGUGCGACAUGAUCAAGGGGAUCUCGGCAAUCGCGACAUACGGAACGAGUAUAUGAUCUCUAUCGAAAACGCCAGCGCCAAAUGGCUGGAGGACGAGAAGGAGGACACUCUGCAAAACAUCACUAUCAAGGUGCGACCCGGUGAAUUGAUUGCCAUCGUCGGCCAAGUCGGCUCGGGCAAAAGCAGCCUGAUGAACGUUAUCUUGAAAGAACUGCCUCUACAUACUGGUACUAUUAAGGUGAACAGUAAGGUCGCUUACGCCAGUCAAGAACCUUGGCUGUUCGCUGGAUCUGUAAGGCAAAAUAUUCUGUUCGGCCGCCAAAUGGAUCAAAUCCGAUACGACCGUGUGAUCAAAGUAUGUCAGCUAAAGAGGGACUUCAGUUUGUUACCGUACGGUGACAAGACUAUCGUAGGCGAGAGAGGUAUCAGUCUUUCCGGAGGUCAACGCGCAAGAAUAAACUUAGCGAGGGCCGUGUACGCCGAGUCUGACAUAUAUCUUCUUGAUGAUCCUUUGAGCGCUGUGGAUGCUCACGUGGGCAAGCACAUGUUUGAGGAAUGCAUCGACAAGUAUCUACAAGGAAAAACUCGAAUUUUGGUGACUCAUCAGUUGCAGUAUUUGCGAAACGUUGGCAGGAUUAUUGUGUUGAAGGAUGGAACUAUUCAGGCUGAAGGAACGUAUGACGAAUUGGGUUCUAUGGGAGUGGAUUUCGGUCGAUUGUUGGAGACUCAUGCUCAAGUGGAAGAAAAUCAAUCUACUUCGGUUUCGGUUAGCCGCAGCAAUUCACGUACUGCUAGUGUCACGUCGCUUAGCUCGUUCAUGACGAAUGAUACUUCUAAGCAAGAGCCAGAUGAGGUGGCCGAAAUGCGAACGGUUGGCAGCAUUUCUGGCAAGGUCUACGCGGGCUACUUUCAUGCGGGUGGCAACUGGUGUUUCAUAAUCACAGUUGCUAUGCUUUGUAUUAUAGCACAAGCCGCCGCCAGCGGCGGGGACUUCUUCCUCGCGCGUUGGGUAGACUUUGAAGAAAUACAUGUACACAAAACAGAAAAUGGUACAGUGGUGGUCGAUCCGAACAGUCCUCUCUCCCGGUACGCGUACAUCUACAUCUACACCGGCGUGACGGUGUUGACUAUCGUCAUAACCUUGGUCCGUUCGUUCUCUUUCUUCUGGGCGUGUAUGCGAGCUUCUAAACGACUGCAUGAUAACAUGUUCCGCUGCAUCAGUCGCGCCACUAUGCGCUUCUUCAACACCAACACGUCCGGACGCAUAUUGAACCGCUUCUCCAAAGACAUGGGCGCAGUAGACGAAAUGUUGCCUAUCGCCCUAAUCGACUGCAUCCAAAUUGGUCUGGCGUUGCUCGGCAUCAUCAUCGUGGUCGCCAUCGCGAGUCCUUGGUUAAUGAUACCAACCGUGAUCAUAGGAGUCAUAUUUUACUACUUAAGAGUCAUCUACCUGGCUACCAGCCGCAGUGUCAAACGUUUGGAGGGUAUCACACGUUCGCCGGUUUUCGCUCAUUUGAGCGCGACUCUGCAAGGACUGCCGACAAUUCGCGCUUUUGGGGCAGCGGAAAUUCUUACAAAGGAAUUCGAUCGUCACCAAGAUCUCCAUUCGUCCGCGUGGUACAUCUUUAUCGCAUCUUCGCGAGCGUUCGGCUUCUGGCUGGACAUUUUCUGUGUAAUAUAUAUCGCGCUGGUUACUCUAAGUUUCCUCGUGCUGGAUAAUGAUGGUCCCGGCUCGAUGGAUGGAGGCAGAGUGGGUUUGGCAAUUACUCAAAGCAUCGGGUUAACUGGAAUGUUCCAAUGGGGCAUGAGGCAAAGCGCCGAGCUCGAGAACCAAAUGACAUCUGUGGAACGUAUCCUUGAAUACAGUAAAGUGAACAGCGAGCCUCCUCUCGAGAGCACCCCUGAUAAGAAACCGAAAGCAGAGUGGCCCCAAGAAGGCAAGGUGGAAUUCAAGAACGUGUGGAUGCGUUACGCACCGCUAGAGCCGCCCGUACUGAAGAACCUCAGCUUCGUAAUUCAUCCGCGCGAAAAGGUGGGCAUCGUCGGCCGCACCGGCGCUGGGAAAUCUUCUCUUAUGCAGGCGCUCUUCCGCCUGGCUGACGUAGAAGGUCCAAUCGAGAUUGAUGGAAUUGACACGAGCACCAUCGGCCUACACGAUCUGCGCUGCAAGAUCAGCAUCAUUCCGCAAGAACCGUUCCUCUUUUCCGGCACUCUGCGCCGCAACCUUGAUCCCUUCGACUCGUACACGGAUAACGUACUCUGGCAAGCACUCGAAGAGGUCGAAUUGAAAGAGAUGGGCUUGGAAGCACACGUCAACGAGGGCGGUUCCAAUCUCAGCGUUGGCCAGCGGCAGCUGGUUUGUUUGGCGCGCGCUAUCGUGCGCAACAAUCCGAUACUCGUAUUAGACGAGGCCACCGCGAACGUGGAUCCACGUACAGACGAGCUAAUCCAGAGGACGAUCCGCAGGAAGUUUGAAAAGUGUACGGUGCUCACGAUCGCCCACAGACUUAACACUGUCAUGGACAGCGAUCGCAUUUUAUUGAUGGACGCCGGCAGCGCAGUGGAAUUCGAUCAUCCUCACCUGCUGCUGCAGAAGGAGACCAGCUUCCUCAAGAGCAUGGUGAAUGAGACGGGCAAAGCGAUGGCAGAGGCCUUGGCAGUCGUCGCCAGCAACAGCUACCGCGAUCGCACGUCCACGAUGCUCUGAUUAACGUCACCGCGCGGCUAAUUGUCUAAUCGCGUGCGACAGAUCACAGUGCCGUCCCGGUAGCCGAAGUUGGAGAUUUGUGCGAGUCGCUCCUGCAAGCCGAUCCUUGGAUCCAACAAAUUUCCAGGAGAGGGUCCAACUUGCCACGAGCACGUGCAGUAAAAUACGGGUAAAAAACAACGAAAGAAGUUUCGUCCGGGAGAAGAAUAAUACGGAGAUAUUGUGGGACUCGCGAAGUCCAACAUUUCGAUAUUCCACGGCUGGUCGAAGCGUGCGAAAAAGCAGAGGAUUGGAAAUGGUCCGGCGCAACACCGAUCGUGAAGGCAAAAUUUCGCGGGACACAAGAUUAAUUCGAGGAUCCAAAGGAUUCUCGGAGACGUCAGGAAGACAAGAGACUCGAGAAACCUUCGCGAGGGAGAGAGAAGGGGGUAGGAGGGAGGAGGAAAUUAAUGAAUUAACCAUGAAUUAACCAACAUCUUUGUCGCAGGCUGCCUCGUCUUUGUCAGUUUUGUCAUUUUGUUAUUGUUCUUUUAUCUUCUCCUUUAAUUAGCUUAUCGUGAAUUCUUAGCCAUUUCACAGCGCGACGCGUCGUUAUCGACGUUUCUUGAACGAAGAGAAAGAGGGAAGAAAGAAGGGAAAACUGAUCGGCGCGUCAGAGGUAACAGUAUUAUUACGUCAUUCUUCGUAUCAAUUCGAUUUCGUCGGGAAACUUCAUCCGUUGAAUCACUGAAUAUCUCCUCAACGAUUGUCACAAUGAACUGUCGCGAACGCUUUUGGGGGAUCAGCCGGGAUUCGUCAGGAAACGUGGCAAGUAUUCUUAGGCAAAAGACUUUUUUAUUUAUUUAUAAUCAAGAGCAAUUUCGUUUUAGUAAUAAAAGAAAAGAAAGAGCAAAAUAAGCGUAAAUGUAAGUGAAAAAAAGAGGCGACGAUCAGAAACGCGCCUGAAAAAGAACACAAAUAACCAAAAGAGCUUUUCGUAUUUACCAAUAAUUUUAAGAUUUGAGGACCGAGAUUUGAUCUAAAUGUCGAUAAAGAUCACGAGACCAAAAUUACACGAUCGAUCGAUCGGCUGUUGAAACUGUCGCAAUAUGGAUCUCUUGGUGUCACUCUUCGUCUUCUGGAAUCUCGAGGCUUGAUCCAAGAGAAAAAAACGGAAGAACGACAAGGAUAGUUUUUUUAACGGAACGACAAGGAUAGUUUUUUUAACGGAAUUUUAGUUAAUCCCCGUAAUAUUGAGAUCUAAUUAUCCUUCUGAGCUUCUCGAAACGUCCUCGAGGAAUUGCCUUAUGAUCGGUAAGAAUUAAUUUUUAAGAGGCUCGAUUGAUCCUCGACAACUCGAAUGCUCCGAAGGAUUGUUGGUGAACUGAUGGGUUCACGUGGACGUAUUUAAUGUUAGAUCAUACAGGAAAGGAGGAUUCUACGCCACUUUUAUACAUAUAUAAAUAUGUGUAUAUACACACAUGUAUAUAUAUAUAUACUUAUACUCUAACAAACGCGGACAUACACGGAGUGUCCGACGAGAAUGUCGCGGUCAAACGCGGAGGUAGCGGACUUAUAAUUCGUCGUACAUCACUGCCAGCGGGUGGACCGAUCUUUUUUCUUUUUCACCAGGCCACUCCGUGUAUAUCCGGCGAGAAUGUUUAUUCAGCGUUUUUUUCACCGCGAGAAUUUACAAUGUUCCUGCCGUUUGUUACAAACUAGUGUUAGAAGUGCAGAGAAGCAAGAUCAAAAGAAAGCGUAAAUAAAGAAAAAAAGUAUUCAGGUGCCUCUGUAAUAAUAAUUGUAUACACACAAGCGAGAUACUUAUAUGAAAUACACGCGAAUACUUAAGAGAGCGAAUCGUAUCGAAACGUCGUUCCUUUUUCUUUUUUAUUACCUCUCAAUUACUGUCGUGCGUCGUUUUAUCGUCACUUCUGUAUCACUACUGUCGUCGUGUCGUUAACGUCAAGCGAAAGCGUGCGGUAUAUACUCGAGUUUUCUUCGUGCAAAUAAUGCAGAAUCAACAGGGAGAAAAUUACAGAGAAGAACGGGGAAGACAACGGCGAACUCAAAGUACUUAAGUACUCUCAGUUCCGCGGAUGCCUUAUCAUUCGAUGUGGAUUGGUGGUUGCCAAAAAUUUUCCCGACCAUUUGUUCCUAGCUACGCGUUUCUCGCAAUUAAUUAACGACAGCUUUAUACCUCGUACACUUCAGCAAGGAGGAUUACUCGUAAUCAGCAAUUAAUUAUAUAAUAAUGUAAAUAUUAAUAAUUAACUAAUCAUUUACAUGAAUGUUAGAUGUAUUAACCUCUUGUCUUUCUCAACAAACUCUUCCUUUCCUGAUUUCGCGUUACACGUAACACUUUGAAAGUGUUCCCAUUUUCUCCAUUGAUCAAUGAUUUACGAGAAACACUUGGUUAAAAACGGCUGGUCGAAAAUUUUUAGUAUAUCUAUCGAUCCCAAUGAAUAGCAAAGCAUUCGCGGAGUCAAGCGUAUACACACAAUCCGUACAUCGAUUGCGUUUUGUACUUGCGAUUUUUCGGCAUUGUGCUUAAAAGAAAAGAAGGAAAAUGCAGAUAGUUCUAACGAAUUUGUCUAUGGCUUUUGACUUUUAUAUAUAUAUGUACACACACUUUGCUUCUGAUAGGCAAGUACGAUUUUUCAAUCAUGCGUCACAUCGCGUAUCUUCCCGAAAUCAUGCCAGAAAGACGAGCGCGAUCACGUCGGGCUGUGCACGGCAAACUCGCUGUGAGAGGUCGCGGGCGCGAUGGUCUUCAUCGCUUCCCUUAGUAUCGAUACCACCGAGUACACAACACCAGCAAGUCCGGCUACUUUAACGUCCGAGCUAUUCGAGGGCCGAUUUUUCGAUGGUAGUUCAAACUUAGAUUUCAGCUCAAACACUGUUCCCUCCGUACAACAUGUACUAGCGGAGCCUGAACAGAGAUCGCCCUUCAGCAGCCCGUAAAUCGAGGUCCAAGUUUAAACUACUAUUGAAAAAGGUCGGCCUUAGAACGAAGAUAAGCAUAGUUUAUUAUUUAGCAUAUGUCUAUACACAUAUAGAUUUAUAUAUAUAUAUUUUUUUUUUUCUAGCGUAGUACAGUGCAUAUGUACUGUGUAUGUAUAUGUAGCGUAUUUUAUUUUUAUUAUACAUCGCUAAUUAUACCGAAACGAUACGAUCAUUGCACCGCAGCACACAUACGUGCCAUACGGCGUCAUAUAUCAGGACGUACAGUGGUGUCGAGAUAACGAUCAGGACGACGGUGACUGAUACAAUCAAUCUUACACACGAAAGCCCUUAUUUUGAACUCUCUUUCGUCGAUAUGGGUGUCCCUCGGAAUGUAGCCUACAAACCUCCUGAUUGGCCUUCAGUCACACACACACAGAGUGGCACUUUUGUCGAAAAAAAGAGAGUUUUCAGAAUGAGGACCGUGGUCGCUAGUAUGGCCGCGCAGGUACCGAUAACGAGAAGAGGAUUGAAAGAAGAAAAAAAAAAGAAAAAGGAAAAGAAAACGGAGGGUGAGACGAGCGCCUCGCGAUAAACUCGAGAGUGCGUAUAUAUACCUUGUACAUGAAGCGAACGUCCGUUUUUUGUAAUCGUCAUUAAUCAAUAUUUAUUACGUAGGUAGAUGCAUUGUACUUUUAGGUGAUAGAUCGAAUUAUUACAAGUACCUUACGUACAAGUGCCUAUGUAAACGCAGUCGUUGUAAAUGAAAAAUAUAAAAUACAAAGGAUUAUUUAUGCUAGUAA
Molecule: messenger RNA, 8094 nt
Organism: Odontomachus brunneus
Lineage: Eukaryota; Metazoa; Arthropoda; Insecta; Hymenoptera; Formicidae
Product: probable multidrug resistance-associated protein lethal(2)03659
Exons: 15
Coding region: 362-4369 (1335 amino acids)
Biological process (GO): transmembrane transport
Cellular component (GO): membrane
Molecular function (GO): ATP hydrolysis activity; ABC-type transporter activity; ATP binding
Source: RefSeq, a predicted model, not a curated record